Messenger RNA from Tribolium castaneum (red flour beetle), 2456 nucleotides. RefSeq names its product defective transmitter release (gene dtr). The record is from RefSeq and is a predicted model, not a curated record. Gene Ontology annotation, molecular function: protein binding. The transcript is spliced from 4 exons. Bases 68 to 2431 code for a protein of 787 amino acids. NCBI's taxonomy places the organism in Eukaryota, Metazoa, Arthropoda, Insecta, Coleoptera, Tenebrionidae.
AAAUCCGCCAUUUUGAUUGGUGUUACCAGGCGCGAAAACCAAAUUGUUUGAUCAAUAAUUUGCAAAAAUGUCGAUGGUGAGCCAAAAUCAGGAAGAAUGCGAAUAUGGGCUGAAAGACGUGUUCAAAAGCCCCAAGAUGACGAAGGAGUACCUCCUCAACCACUGCAAGGAGCUGAAACUGUACCGCACCCCGCAUUUGAACGAAGUCCUUUAUUUGCACUUUAAGGGCUUCUCGUACAUUGAGAAUUUGGAGGAGUACACCGGCCUGAAAUGCCUCUGGUUGGAGAACAACGGAAUUCGCAGAAUCAGUGGUUUGGAGAACCAAAAAGAACUGCGCAGCUUGUUCCUCCACUACAACCUGAUCCAAAAAAUCGAAAACUUGGAGCACUGCGCCAUCCUCGACAAUUUAAACUUGUCGCACAACCAGGUGAAGAAAAUCGAGAAUUUGGACACGAUCAAAACACUACAUAGCUUGAAUUUGUCGCACAAUUAUUUGGAAACAAUCGGGGAUAUUGAACAUUUGGUCCAGCUCCUCGAAUUGUCAGUCCUCGACUUGUCGAACAACCAUCUCGAUGACCCUCUGAUUGUUGAAAUAAUGGGCAAAAUGCCCGAACUGCGCGUUUUAAAUUUGAUGGGAAACCCCGCAGUUAGGAAAAUACCAGCGUACCGCAAAACCAUGAUUUUGGCUUGUAAAAAUCUGCAAUAUUUGGACGACCGACCGGUGUUUCCCCGAGACCGCGCAUGCGCCGAAGCUUGGGGCCGUGGCGGUGUGACUGAGGAAAAUGCGGAAAGACAGCGUUGGAUCGAAAGAGAACAUCGCAAAAUAACUGAAAGUGUCGAUGCCUUGAUAGCAAUGAGGGAUCGAAGAAGAGCCGAAAUGGCGCAAAAUUCACAUGGGGAUAGUGGCAUGGGUACGUCUGUUGCAGACUCCGAGAGUGAAGAUAAAGGUGAUGAAGAAAGUAGCGAUAGUGAAGAAGAACAAGGCAAUAAUUUUAUGGAGGAAAGAGAAACGGAAGAUGAUUAUUCCGAAUACCGAGAACGAAUCUUUGAUUUUGAUGCAAAAGUUGCGAAGAAAAGGAAGCUAGUUGAAGAAAUAGAAGAAGAAGAUAAGGCGAAAGUGGAAAAUCAUGACUUGGACGUGGAGAAACUGCAAGAAAGACUGACGGAAGAAGUCGGAAGGGAAGAUAUGGGAGAGUGUUUGAAGAAUAUGAUGCGCGCUGAAGAGUUUGAAGAAAGUGAAGCUCAGGAAGACGAUAAUAAGAGUGAAGGGCUUGAUACUAUUCAAGAAGAAAGGGAGAAAGAUGAUGGUAAUCCAAAAAUUGUUGAGGAAAAAGAUGAAAAUGGAAGUGAUACCAGAGAAGAAGAAUUGGAGGAAGCAGGAAAUGCAAAGAACGAUGAAGAAACUUAUGGAACAGCGUCCGAAACUAACAAUGAGUUUGAAGAAAGGUCAGAAAGUGUGGAAAAACAUGAAACAGAAGACUGCUCUGAAAAAAUGAGUGACAAUGUCAGUUUUGGCGAAGACAUGACAACUGAAUCGAACGAAGAAAACUUGGUAAAAAAUGAAGAAGCACCCGAAAAUAUCGGUGAUAUUGGGAAGAACGAGGAAACGACAACCGAAGAAGUAAAUAAUUUGGGGCGUAAAUUAAUUGAAACUCUUCGUAAAAUGGCAACCGAGAUGGACAAUGACAAGAAUGAGACAAGAAGAAACCUAGUCGAAGUGGCUAAAGAAACGAAUCAAGAGGCGAAACCAGAAGAAGUAAAUGAAGAUUCUGAAGAAGAAUUACGUUAUUAUGAAGCGCUAGACAUCUCAAGCAGCACCGACUUUGAGCAUCUUUUGGACCGAAACGGAAGCCACGCAAAACUUAAAACUGUUGAGAGAUUUCUCACUAAGGAAGAUAUUCCUGUACCGCCUUACGUCGAGGAGUUGGAUAGAGCCAAUCCUGGGCAAGAGUACAGGGAGAUACUCGACUGGAAUUUGAAGAUCAAAGAAGAAAACACAAAAAUUUUGCUCCCGAUUCGUAGAAGAAGAAUCGAAGUGGAUGAAGAAGACGAGUUGUACGAACUCAUUCAAGAAAUGAAGAAAGAUGAAGAAGAGAUACAAGACAAGAGUGAAGAUAAUUCCAAAGCUCCAUCUAAUCCAAAUUUUGUUGAAGAUACGAUGAACGAGUGUGGAUUGUUGGCACAGUCGAUAGCUAGUUUGAGGAAAGAUAUGGCGGAGUUCUGUGACAGUAUUGGGGAGUUUUUAGCUAAAACAAGUGGUAAGAAGGGGAAUUUGAUGAAGCAAGUUGAAGCAGAAGAAGAAGAAGAAGAAAAUGAUGAAUUCGAAGAGUGUGAAGAAGUGGUCAAUGAAAGUGACGAAAAUGAAGUCAAUCCCAUUGUGAAACGCAAGGUUACACAAACUCUAGAAAUGCAAGUUGUAAACGAGAUGUAAUUUUUUAGAAAUAAAUAUUAUUCGU